UUAUCAGACGUGCGGUGCGACUUAAAUACAUGUGUGCAUCGGGGAUCCCCAAUUAGAACCCUAAUUCCCCUUCUAAAGUCCACCGAAGCGGUUUCUUUCCUCCCAAACGAGCAUUAUCAAACUCACGCGAGACAAAGCGCGUGCCAAACACUACUCUCCACUAGCCGUUCGAUUAAAUCCCUAGCAGGCACGAGAUGCUCACGUGCAGGAAGAUCAGCGCUCUCAAUCUACUACCCCUUUCUGCACCUUUUAGACGGUUGUACAUUUAGGACAUUUAAUUACCCAGGUUUCAAUUUUUCACGUGCUCUCAAUUGAAAGGUACAACCGAAACAAGCAGACGAAAUCACCGAUCCCUAAUUUGGUAAAUUUCUUCCAAUUCCAGAACCCGCAAAAUACAGUCAGGCCCCUGUUUUUUUAACCUAAUACAGUACGAAAUCCAUAACUAAAACCCCUUACAUUCCAACUACUUCCUUUUCAAAUUCGCGCACACAGAUAUACAUACACACACUGUGUGUGAAAUUCUGAUACCGACUGUUGGUAGAGAGAAGCACCUGGUGUUUUUCCUUUUUUUUUUUGGGGGAAAGGUAUUCCAUUUUAUUUGAUUUUGAUCGUUUUCUGUUUACCGCGGCUGGUGAUUUUAAUUUUGUGCUGGAAUUUUCUGCUUCUGUAGUUAGGGAAUUACUGUUUUUUAUUUUAUUUUAUGUGCGAAUUCCGAUAUGGUAUAGUUUGAGAACAAAUGAUGGGGAGAGGGAGGACGAGGAAAGUUGAGAAGGGGGUUUUAGGGGGGAAUUUAAAUGGAGGUUUGUCAGGUGGUUGUGGUGGUUCGUUGAGUGUGCCUUCGGGGCCGGUGUUUUAUCCGACCGAGGAGGAAUUCAAGGAUCCGUUGGAGUUUAUAUACAAGAUCAGACCAGAGGCUGAGCCCUAUGGGAUUUGUAGGAUUGUUCCACCGGCAAGUUGGAAACCCCCUUUUGUGUUGGACAUGGAUUCGUUCCGUUUCCCUACGAAAUCGCAGGCCAUUCACCAAUUGCAGGCGCGGUGUGCGCCUUGUGAUCCCAAGACUUUUAGGUUAGAGUACAACCUGUUCUUGGAGGAUCAUUGCGGUAAGAAGGCGAAGAAGAGGGUUGUGUUUGAAGGGGAGGAUUUGGACUUGUGUAAGUUGUUUAAUGCGGUGAAGAGAUUUGGAGGGUACGACAAUGUUGUUAAGGAGAAGAAAUGGGCGGAGGUUUUUAGGUUCGUACGGCCGGGAGGGAAGAUAUCCGAGUGCUCAAAACACGUGUUGUCUCAGCUGUAUAGGGAGCAUUUGUUUGACUACGAAGAGUAUUAUUGUCGAUUGAAUAAAGUAAAGAAAAAGAGCUGCAAGCGCAGUGUGACUAGUUCGAAGAAAUGUGAGCCAGAGGUUGAGGUUUCGAGUGGUAAGAGAAGACGGAAAAACAAAGAGGGUGAGAGGAUUGAAGUACUUAAAGUAGAGAAACAAGAGCUUGAUCAGAUAUGUGAACAGUGUAGUAGUGGGUUGCAUGGGGAAGUUAUGUUGUUGUGUGAUAGGUGUAAUAAGGGAUGGCAUAUAUAUUGUCUGUCUCCACCAUUGAAGAGGAUUCCUCCAGGAAACUGGUAUUGCUUAGAGUGCUUGAAUUCAGAGAAGGAUAGUUUCGGUUUUGUGCCAGGCAAGCAGUUUACGCUUGAAGCUUUCAGGCGUGUGGCUGACCGGGUCAAGAAGAAGUGGUUUGGAUCAGCACCUACUUCAUGGGUUCAACUCGAAAAGAAAUUCUGGGAAAUUGUGGAAGGUUCAGCUGGAGAGGUGGAGGUAAUGUACGGCAGCGAUUUAGAUACGUCUGUUUAUGGGAGUGGAUUUCCUCGUCAAAUUGAUCAAAGGUCAGAAUCAAUUGAACCUGAUGUUUGGAAUGAGUAUUGUGCUAGCCCAUGGAACCUCAAUAACUUGCCUAGAUUACAAGGAUCAAUGCUUCGGACCGUGCAUCAGAACAUUGCAGGAGUUAUGGUACCGUGGCUCUAUGUUGGGAUGCCAUUCUCGUCAUUUUGCUGGCAUUUUGAAGACCAUUGCUUUUACUCAAUGAAUUAUCACCAUUGGGGAGAACCAAAGUGCUGGUACAGUGUCCCUGGUAAUGAAGCUGAUGCUUUUGAAAAGGUAAUGCGAAAUAGUCUGCCUGAUUUGUUCGAGACACAACCAGACCUAUUGUUUCAACUCGUUACCAUGCUGAAUCCCAAGGUGUUGCAAGAAAAAGGAGUCCCAGUUUACAGCAUUAUUCAGGAGCCUGGAAACUUUGUCAUCACUUUUCCCAGGUCUUAUCAUGGAGGAUUCAACCUUGGCUUGAAUUGUGCCGAGGCUGUCAAUUUUGCCCCUGCUGAUUGGCUACCUCAUGGCGGUUUCGGAGCUGAGCUAUACCGUAAUUAUCAUAAAGUGCCUGUUCUGUCUCAUGAGGAGCUCCUAUGCGUGGUGGCUAAGAGUGAAUUAGAUAGCAGAACAUCAACUUAUUUAAACAAAGAGUUGCUUAGGAUAUACAGCAAUGAAAAAACUUGGCGGGAGCGGCUGUGGAAAAAUGGCAUCAUUAGAUCUUCUCCCAUGACACCUCGAGUUAAGCCUGAUUAUGUUGGUACUGAAGAGGAUCCAACGUGCGUCAUAUGCCAACAAUUAUUAUACCUUUCUGCUGUUUCUUGCAAUUGCCGACCAUCCACUUAUGUGUGCCUAGAGCACUGGGAGAACCUUUGUGAAUGCAAGCGAAACAAACUUCGUCUUCUGUACCGUCACUCUCUGGCAGAAUUGAGUGGCUUGCUGGUUAGUGUACAUAAAUAUAAUGCAGUGGAAGCAGCUGGUGAAUCACGAAAAGAUAUGUGCUCAGAGAAAGUGGUAGCAUUAGCGAAAAAGGUUAAGGGUCAUCAUGUCACACAUUUGCAACUUGCUGAAGAGUGGAUUUUGAAGUCAUGUAAGAUUCUUGAGCUUCCAUACUCUAAGCAUGCUUAUGCCAGUGCAAUAGAAGAAGCAGAGCAAUUUCUUUGGGCUGGUUCUGAGAUGGAUCUUGUCCGAGAAAUUGAAAACAACUUGAUUCAAGCAAAAAAUUGGGCAAAAGCUGUGAAAGAUUGUUUUUCUAAGGUGAAAUCAUGGUCCAACAGUCGUAAUUGUAAGACCGAGCGAGUGCAGAUGGAUCGUAUUAAUGAGUUGCUCAAUUUAAAAACUGCUCCAUGCAACGAACCCAGCCACCUUCAGUUAAAGGAAUACCAAGAAGACGCUAAUAUAUUGAUUCAAGAAAUCAAUACUUCUCUCAGUUCUUCAGAAUAUUCCGUAUCUGAUUUGGAGAUUUUAUAUUCGAAAGUUGUUGACUUACCUAUCUACAUAAAGGAAAGUGAGAAACUAAAGCUCAAGCUGUCGGCAGUGAAGGUUUGGGUGGACGAUGUGAGAAAUUGCAUCUCUCUGAAAGCUCCUUCAUUGGUUGAGGAGGAUAUGUUAUACAAGCUGGAGUUGGAGAUGUUGGACCUACAUAUCCAGCUUCCUGAAGUUGAUCUGCUCGCCAAUUUAAUAAGGCAAGUCAAAUCUUGUCGGUCUCGGUGCAAUGAGAUUUUGAAAGAUCCUAUUUGCCUAAAGGAAGUCAAACUAUUGCUCAAUGAAUGGGAGGCUUUUACUGUUAAUAUUCCAGAGCUAAAACUUCUUAAAAAAUAUUAUGGUGAUACCAUAUCAUGGAUAUCACGUGUCGAUCUUAUCCUUAUGAAUGUUCACGAACGAGAGGAUCAAGAAAAUGUAGUUGAUGAGUUAACCUCCAUCAAGAGCGACGGGUUAUUGCUUCAAAUUCAAGUCGACGAGUUACCCCGUGUUGAGCUUGAGCUUGACAAGGCACAGUGCCGUGUUAAAGCAUACACGGUACUUCGUUCUCAAAUGUCCAUGGACUUUGUUCAGCAACUGAUUUUAGAAGCAGCCAAAUUACAGAUUGAGAAAGAGAAGGUUUUUGCUGAUAUCUCCCAAAGACAUGUAGCUGCAGUGGACUGGGAAGACAAAGCAAAACAAGUUCUUGCUACUAGUGCUUGUUUGUCCUCCUUUGAGGACAUUUUGAGGGCUUCUGAGCACAUUGGCAUUAUUCCACCUUCUCUUCUGGAUGUCAAGCUUGCAGUAUCAACAGCUAAGGAUUGGUUAAUAAAGGCUGAACCAUUCCUAUUUCAGGAUUCAGCCAUCAUGUCAACUUCAAAUUCUUGUCUUCAAGUUGAUGUUUUGAAGGAGUUGGUGUUGGAGUCAAAGGACCUGAAGGUACAUUUGGAAGAAUGUUCCUUGCUUGAAAACAUCUUGAAGAAGGGUAUGGAAUGGGAGCAGGAUGCUAGCUGUUUACUACAGAAUGCGGAGCAGUUACGGAAUAUUAACAUUAUUGGUGAGGGCAGUACUAGUUGUCUUGUACCCAACCUGGAACGCCAAGUUCUUUUAAUCGAGGCUGCCAUGGAAGCCGGUAUUUCUCUUGGGCUCGAGUUCAACAUGACUCUAAAGCUUCAAGAUGCUUGUUCUAUGCUCAAGUGGUGCAUUAAAGCACUCUCCUUUUCUACUAGUAUUCCUAGUCACGAGGAAGUUGAGAUGAUGUUAGACGCGUCUUCCAACCUUCCCGUAGUAUUUAUAUCUUGUGCUUUGAGCACUGCAUUGACCGAUGGCUUAAGCUGGCUUAAGAAAUCCUUUGAAGUUCUUGAUCCCAAUAGUCGUCGUCAAUUUGAAAUCAGCAACGUUGAGGAACUCCUUGCUCUAUCUAAGAGAUUGUGCAUCUCAUUUCCAACAUUUAUUGGUCGUCUUCAGAAUGCAAUUGAGAAUCACAAUUUGUGGAUAGAUCAAGUUCAUCUGUUUUAUGGACUCAGCUGUGAAGAUCGAUCAUGGAAUAUGUUGCUACAGCUGAAGGAAGAUGGAAUUUCUAACGCAUUCAGUUGUGGAGAACUAGAGAAGGUUCUUUAUGAAGCUGAAAAGGUUGAAAAGUGGAAUCAGCGCUGUGCAGACAUAAUUAAGCCUCUACCUGCUGAAGAAAAUCCGCUGCUUAGAGCUCUCAUAGAUUUAAAAAACUCCAUUGAAAGAUCCUUUGAGGUGUACAGUAAUUCUAAGCUUGGGGAAUCAACGAAUUUAUGUAUGUGCUGCUUCAGUUCGAUUGACGAUUGUGCCCGUUUGACUUGUUCUAUUUGCAAGGAUAGUUUUCACUUGCAGUGUGCAGAAAGAUCUUUGGAAGAUACAGUUUUGUCCUUUUGCCGAUAUUGCAACUUUAUAAACAGUUCAAAACUCCCUCGUAGUGGAAGCGGUUUUCUGAGAACUGGACGGAAGCAUCUUACAUUAGAUAAGCUUACCUUUCUUCUCUCCGAGUCCAGUGAUCUGUUUCUGUGGACUGACGAACGGAGGAUAUUAAGCCAAAUUGUUGAGAAAGCACUUGCAUGCAAUGCUAGCUUGACAAAACUAGUGAAUUUUUCAUUAGCUUAUGUUAGCCAAGAUCUCAAUGUCGUCUCCCAGAAAAUGUGCAUUGCUCUGAAGGCCAUGGAUGUUGGACGCAUUGGUGAUGAUGAGGGAAAUCGCUUAUUUGAGCUUGCACUAGGUAGACAUUCAUGGAAAAUCAAAGCUAAGAAAUUAUUGGGAAGCGGGGAAAAGCCCACGCUUCAACAGAUUCAGCAUCAUCUGAAAGAAGGACUGGCUAUGAAUACUCCUCCAGAAGAUUACUUCGCUCAGAAACUGACGGUAUUAAGGAAUACGGGCUUGCAAUGGGCUGAUACAGCCAAGAAGGUUUCAGGGGAUGGUGGAGUGCUUGGAUUGGAUCGAGUUUUCGAACUUAUUUCCGAGGGGGAAAGUUUACCCGUGUCUUGUGCAAAGGAAAUAAAGUUACUGAGGGAUCGAAGCAUGCUUUAUUGCAUUUGUCGAAGACCCUAUGACCAGAAAGCUAUGAUUGCUUGCGAUAAAUGCGACGAAUGGUAUCACUUUGAUUGCAUUAAAAUCUCUUCGGCGCCAAAGGUUUACAUAUGUCCUGCAUGCAAUCCCGGUUUCGAGGAAAAUACAAGUGCCCCGGCACGAGCCACACAUGAGAGAUUUAGUGGUAAUAAAUUGGAAGAGCCUCAAACACCUUUGAGGCGAUCUGAACUGAGAAGGAACUCACAGAAACCAAAGUCGUCGAUACUUGCAGGAGUGAACGACAUGAAUGAUUGCCUGAGAAAUAUUAGCAGCACCGGGAGCUUAUUGUGGAGAAAUAAAAAGCCGUUUAGAAGGGCGGCUCGUAAACGUUCACAACUUGACUGUCUAUCUCCAUUCUAUUAUGUACGUGACAAGUCGUAAAAUGUAGACUAUAAAUUAUAUAGAUUAUAUUAAUCGAUUUAUUCCAUUGAUUUCCAUUCAUCUCUCUCUCUCUCUCUCUCUCUCUCUAACUUAUUUAGGAUGUAUAUGAUCUGGCUGCAGGGAGUUAGUUUUGAUAAUGUAUUUUUUGAUUAAUAAUUUCUGCUUAUUAUUAUUG
Molecule: messenger RNA, 6452 nt
Organism: Erythranthe guttata (spotted monkey flower)
Lineage: Eukaryota; Viridiplantae; Streptophyta; Magnoliopsida; Lamiales; Phrymaceae
Product: lysine-specific demethylase JMJ17
Biological process (GO): regulation of gene expression; chromatin remodeling
Cellular component (GO): nucleus; chromatin
Molecular function (GO): DNA binding; histone demethylase activity
Source: RefSeq, a predicted model, not a curated record